UCACUGCCGAGAGGGGAUAACAUAAGACUACUCUGGGCUUCUUGCUUCACUGCUGUUCCAGGGCUCUUUCUCUCUAUCUUGCUCGUGAAGGUGGUCGUGGGAGCAGGGCUCCUCUUCCCGGCGCUAGCGAAAGAGGCGGACGGUAUUCUAUUUACGUGGAAUAGGACAGCUAGACGCGGAGCAUCUCAAAGCAAGGGUACACGGCACAGACAGAGGAGGCUGUGCCACAGUAGUAGUGCUAUACUUCACACGAGGAGACGCCCCACGUCGUCAACACAGUGGAGGCCUUCGAGCUAGAACGGACGGGCAUUAUAGGCAUCCGCUUAUAGAAGAGGCAGCAGGAACAACAGCAUCAGCAGCAGCAGCAGCAGCAGCAGCCGUACAGAGCACCCGGAGCAUCAGCGAUCAGCUUGAGAGGGAAAAUGACCGACCGCACCGAUGACUUCAGAUUGAUCGCGGCGGCACUUCCGCCACAACCACGGCGCGCAUCGCCACACCCUCCAAAGCCGAAGCGCCCAGCGGCAGCAGGCGGGGCGGCGGGAGCGGGGGGCGUGGCGCAUCAGGUGUCCACGUUGGGGGAGUUCCACUCGGCGGCAUCCUCCAUCGCCAAGAGCAUCCACAAGGUGUCCCAGAAGCUGGAGCACCUAACGAAGUUGGUUCAACAGCGUGGAUUGUUCAACGACCCGGUAGCAGAGAUCAACUCUCUCGUGCACGUGAUCAAGCAGGAGAUGCAGGACCUCAACACCGAGCUGGACGCCUCGCAGACGUACGUGAAUCGGCGAAAGCAAGAGAUGGGAGAUCGGAACCAGGCUGCCAACCACAGCGUCAACGUCGUGGGCCAGCUGAAGAUGGAGCUUAUCAACACAGCGAAGACGUUCAAGAAUGUCCUUCAGCAGCGAUCGAACAACCUCAAGGCCCAGAAGGACCACAGAGAGAUGUUCGUUGGCAGCCAGUCGUCCACCCUGGCGCUCGCGCCGCCGCCGGCCUACCGGCCGCUAGGCAUUUCGCCCUUGAAGCCGUCUGGCGAAAACGGAAACGGGAGAUCAUCUCUGGGCGGGGGACAGGGGGCCAACGGCGGUCCCCCCCCAGGGGGCGCGUUAGGGGCGGCGGGGGGGGUGGGGGGCUCGCCGCUUCCUCGACCAGGGCAGGUGACGUCAUAUCCCGAAGCGGAACAAGAGGCUUCGGCGGAUACGCCGUUGAUAGCGGCGCAGGGGCAACAGCAACAGCAGCAGCAGCAGUUUAUGCAGAUGCAGCUGGCAUCUGGAAAUCAGGGGUAUCUGGAGUCGAGAUCUUCGGCUGUUCAAGAGGUGGAGGGGCACAUCGCCGAGCUGGGGUUGAUCUUCAACAAGCUCGCGACAAUGCUUCAGGACCAGCGAGAAAUGGUUGAAAGCGUUCACGACAACGUCGAAGAUGCGGGAGAGAGCGUGAACCAGGGGCACUUGGCACUCCUGAACACGAUGCGAUCCCUCAGCAGCAACAGGCGACUCGCGCUGUCCGUAUCGGGAAUAUUGCUGCUGUUUGCGCUCUUCUUUUUCGUGUUUCUCGUUUGAGUAGAUUACCAUUUUCGCGACGGUCUCCAUGUCGCAGCCGUUAUCUGUUGUCGUCGACAUUUUUUUUUCGGGGGGAAGGGGGUCCGGUUUCUUAGAUACCCGCCCCUCCCACGGUGGUGAAUGGUUGUUAGGGUGGUCGGUUGAUACCUGUUUGUCUCGAGAAGGAAUAGCAGCAUUCAACGUAGACAACGUAUGCAAUAUAUUGCCCAGCAGUGUGCAAACGAGAUUCGCGUGGUUAGUGUCGUUGUGCACGGUGAAAUUGUUCUGGUCUGCCUUGUAGUUGGCGUACCAAGAGAAUGGCGUUUUAAGCUGUCGAGGAACAGAGGCACACACUAACUAUUUCAGCGUUGUGGCGUCAGUGUUGGCUUCUCCAUUAUGGCGGCAAUUACCGCAAGUCGCAUUAAUUAGAUGACACGCCCCCCGGACCCCUUGACCGAAUUACGCUCGAUUACUCUCCGCGACGAAAAGAGGAUGAC
This is a messenger RNA of Ectocarpus siliculosus, 2026 nucleotides long. Lineage: Eukaryota; Phaeophyceae; Ectocarpales; Ectocarpaceae. The record is from the annotation of a GenBank genome assembly.